Messenger RNA from Acomys russatus (golden spiny mouse), 592 nucleotides. It is a transcript of the gene Gatc, whose product is annotated as glutamyl-tRNA amidotransferase subunit C. NCBI's taxonomy places the organism in Eukaryota, Metazoa, Chordata, Mammalia, Rodentia, Muridae. Gene Ontology annotation, cellular component: glutamyl-tRNA(Gln) amidotransferase complex; mitochondrion. The transcript is spliced from 3 exons. The record is from RefSeq and is a predicted model, not a curated record. Gene Ontology annotation, biological process: mitochondrial translation; glutaminyl-tRNAGln biosynthesis via transamidation; regulation of translational fidelity. Gene Ontology annotation, molecular function: glutaminyl-tRNA synthase (glutamine-hydrolyzing) activity. The coding region runs from base 1 to 468 and encodes 155 amino acids.
AUGUGGGCACGGGCGGCGAGGUUGAGUUUUCGGGCUGUGCUGGACAGGGGCCGUGGCCUCGCUUUCAAAGCGGGUCCACGGGGACAGGUCCAGGCGGCGGGGCAGGAGACCCACGCUCCACGCCUCACCCCGCAGGGCGUCGGUCGCGUGUCCGCCGCGGUAGUCGAGCAUCUGGAGCGUCUGGCGUUGGUGAACUUCGGCAGCCGCGAGGCGGUGGCCCGGCUGGAGAAAGCGGUCGCCUUCGCUGAUCAGCUGCACGCGGUGGACACGGACGGGGUGGAGCCCCUGGAGUCGGUACUGGAGGACAGAUGUCUCUACUUGAGAUCUGACGAUGUAGCAGAAGGCAGCUGUGCUGAAGAACUACUACGGAAUUCUCAUCACGUUGUGGAGGAGUAUUUUGUGGCCCCCCCAGGUAACAUUUCUUUGCCAGACAUGGUAAACAAGAUUCCGGCUCCCACAGCAGAGUAGCUAUUCUGGGAAAGGCGCACCCUGUCAACAUGGCAGACUCACAAGGGUGGUCAUUGGCUACCCUGAAGUCUAGUAUAAACCCAACAUUUACAAUGUCUUGGUAACUGAUCUGAGGACAGACCUG